AUGCAUGAGCUUGAUAAUAUAAAAAGAAUAUUACCGAUAACAUUUAGAUGUUCUUAUAGUCAUGUGGUAGCUAUUAUUGAUGCAUUUGAGAUUCAAAUCAAGAAACCUAGUGAUCCAGAGCAUCAAUCAUUAACUUGGUCAGAGUACAAAAAGUGUAAUACUUUAAAAUAUUUAAUAUCUUGCACACCGGAUGGCUUUAUCAAUUUCAUCUCAAACGGAUUUGGAGGUCGAACUUCAGAUGAAUUGUUAUUUCAGGAAAGCGAAAUAGUAGAAGAGUUACCCGAAGGUUGUGCUGUAAUGGCUUGUCGAGGAUUCAAGAAUAUUGUUCAGCUUCUUGACAAUAAAAAGAUUGAAUUAAUUCGAACACCUUCAGUGAGUACUGGAGUUAAAUUAUCACAAUCCGAUGUUUUACAAGGCAAACGAAUCGCUGCUCUACGUAUUCAUAUAGAACGCGUGAUUGGACGAAUGAGAGAGUUUGAUUUUCUCAAACCUCAUGUGGUUGUUAAUCAUAAUAUGUUACCUUUAACAGACUAUAUUGUUAUCAUCGCAGCAGCACUAGUGAAUUUACAAACACCUAUAAUUUCAAGUUAA
This is a messenger RNA of Ctenocephalides felis (cat flea), 591 nucleotides long. RefSeq lists its product as uncharacterized. The transcript has a single exon. The record is from RefSeq and is a predicted model, not a curated record. The coding region runs from base 1 to 591 and encodes 196 amino acids. Lineage: Eukaryota; Metazoa; Arthropoda; Insecta; Siphonaptera; Pulicidae.